Microthlaspi erraticum is the source of this 2772-nucleotide messenger RNA. The record is from the annotation of a GenBank genome assembly. Lineage: Eukaryota; Viridiplantae; Streptophyta; Magnoliopsida; Brassicales; Brassicaceae.
AUGAGGGGCGUCAGAGAUUGGAACGGAAAUUUCCAGUCGAUUUGUUGUCCUUUAGAGUACCUAAUGGAGUUAGCGGUCUACUAUCUGGGUGGCGACGCGCAUCUGUGGUGGCAGGCCACUGUGGGCCGGAGGGCAGUGUGGACUUCGGACGGAUUUCUUACGGAGUUCAACGCCAAGUACUUCCCUCGAGAGGUGCGGGAUCAUCUUCAACAGCGGUUCACGUUCUUAUCGCAGGGAGAGCUUUUGGUGCGGGAGUAUGAUCGAGAUUUUAGCAGACUGUUGGUGCAUGACGGCCGUGGCAUGGAGGAUGAGGAUCAGCUAAUGAACAGGUUCCUUGAGGGACUUCGUAUGAGUAUCAGGACACCAUGCAGAGGAGGCAGGUACACGACGAGGGCGGGCCUAGUGGACUUGGCAGCUUCGAUCGAGGGUGAUCAGCGUGAGUUGACUAGUCAACUAGCUGUGCCGUCUGCAGUUGCUCAUGCUAUCCAGCCUCGGAGUCAGCAGCAGCAGUGCAGAGGUGGUUCGAGUUUCAAUUCUCGUUCUGGUAGGGGCGGUUUGCCUGCGCAGAGCACCGAGGGGAGGGAUGCAGCACCAAGGGUGUGUUACUACUGCAAGGAGCCUGGGCAUAUCAAGCCCAUGUGUCCUAAGUUGCGGAGUAGUGUCGGUGGCUGUGGCGUCAGUUCAGCCAGUAGCGGCUCAGCCAGUGAGUCAGAUUGCAGCGGUGCAGCCGUUGGGUCAGAUUGCACCGGCACCGCGGGGUUAUUCUUCAGUGGUGCAGGCGGGACUAGUCAGACCGGGCAGAUCACAGGGACCUUGUUAGUGGGCGGUUUCGAGUCCCACGUGUUGUUUGACUCUGGAGCAUCGAAUUGCUUCAUUACACCGGAGCGUGCCGAGAAGAGUGGCAUCCGGAGUAGCGCGGGCGAGAGCGCGGGCAUGGUCAAGGUGGCGGGAGGUGGAUUCUUGUCUACUUUGGGCCGUGCUAGAGGAGUCGAUAUCGAGAUUGCGGGGCAGUCAAUGCCAGCAGACUUAGUCAUCAGUCCGGUGGAGCUAGGUAGAGUGGUCUUCGAGCGAGAUGCAGGGAGGUUGGUUUAUCAGGGAGUGAGACCGACUUCCGGGAGUAUUGUGAUAUCUGCUAUUCAGGCUGAGCAGUUGAUAGAGCGGGGCUGUGAGGCGUAUCUGGCGACGAUUUCUAUGUCUGAGUCAGGAGCUGGAGUUGUUAUGGGUGAUAUUGAGGUUGUCCAGGAUUUUGAGGAUGUCUUUCAGUCACUGAAGGGAUUACCACCAUCUCGGUCUGAUCCUUUCACGAUUGAGUUAGAGCCGGGGACAGCACCGAUAUCGAAGACGCCUUACAGGAUGGCGCCAGCUGAGUUGGCAGAGCUGAAGAAGCAGAUAGAGGACCUUUUGUCUAAGGGGUUCAUUCGACCGAGUGUUUCACCGUGGGGAGCACCGGUGUUGUUUGUGAAGAAGAAGGAUGGCAGUUUCAGACUUUGUAUCGAUUACAGAGGUCUUAACCGAGUCACUGUGAAGAACAGGUACCCACUCCCGAGGAUUGAUGAGUUGUUGGAUCAGUUGAGGGGUGCUACUUGGUUCUCCAAGAUUGACUUGGCAUCGGGGUAUCAUCAGAUCCCGAUAGAUGAGGCAGAUGUCAGGAAGACUGCUUUCAGGACGCGUUAUGGGCAUUUUGAGUUUGUGGUUAUGCCUUUCGGUUUGACUAACGCGCCGGCAGCCUUCAUGAGAUUGAUGAACGACGUGUUCAGGGAGUAUUUGGACGUGUUUGUCAUCAUUUUCAUUGAUGAUAUUCUGGUAUACUCGAGGAGUCAGGAGGAGCAUGCGACUCACUUGAGGUUGGUUCUGGAGAAGCUUCGGGAGCAGAAGCUUUUUGCUAAGUUGAGCAAGUGCAGUUUCUGGCAGCGAGAGAUGGGAUUUCUUGGCCACAUUGUUUCUGCAGAGGGAGUUUCUGUGGAUCCGGCUAAGAUUGAGGCUAUCAGAGAUUGGCCUAGACCUAGUAGUGCCACGAGAUCAGGAGUUUUCUGGGUUUGGCAGGAUACUACAGGAGCUGAGUGUGAGGAGAGCUUUAGUCAGCUCAAGGAGAUGUUGACUACUACACCAGUGUUGGCGUUACCCGAGCCAGGGAAGCCUUACAUGGUGUAUACAGAUGCUUCAGGCAUUGGUCUUGGUUGUGUGCUGAUGCAGGAGGGCAGAGUGAUAGCAUAUGCUUCGAGACAGUGGCAGGCAUACAGGUCUUCACAGGAUCACAAGAGUUUACAGCAUAUCUUCACUCAGCCGAUGAUGAACGCGAGACAGACGCGCUGGGUUGAGUUCUUGGCGGACUAUCAGGUGAGCAUUAACUACCAUCCGGGCAAGGCUAACCUAGUGGCGGACGCGUUGAGUAGACGGAGGUAUGAUUCCGCAGUUGAGCGAGAUGUGGAGUCUCUAGUUGGCGAGAUCAGUACCUUGCGUUUGUGUGCCAUUUCGCAGGAGCCUUUGGGUUUAGAGGCAGUGGAUCAGGCGGAUCUACUUAGCAGGAUCAGAGUUGCUCAGCAGAGUGAUCAGAGUUUGCUGGAUGCGACGAGAGUGACUGGUUCUGAGUAUGAGGUCUCUGCGAAUGGGACUAUCUUGGUUCGUGGGCGAGUUUGUGUGCCUAAGGAUGUGGAGUUGAGACAUCAGAUUUUGGGAGAGGCUCACGCGAGCAAGUUUUCCAUUCAUCAAGCGAAGAUGAUGUUAUCAUUGGGUCAGAUUGGGUUGCGAAGUGCAACACUUGUGCCUUGGUGA